Paramisgurnus dabryanus is the source of this 3336-nucleotide messenger RNA. It is a transcript of the gene esamb, whose product is annotated as endothelial cell adhesion molecule b. Gene Ontology annotation, cellular component: plasma membrane; adherens junction. Lineage: Eukaryota; Metazoa; Chordata; Actinopteri; Cypriniformes; Cobitidae. Gene Ontology annotation, molecular function: cell-cell adhesion mediator activity. Gene Ontology annotation, biological process: homophilic cell-cell adhesion. The record is from RefSeq and is a predicted model, not a curated record.
UUCAUCCAGUCGAAACAGGGUGAACAGCACUUUCACAUUCGCUUUGCAGCCCUCUAUCGGCCAAAGCCGCACUAAAGAAAUUUCCAACCGUUGGGUCGCGGUCCUGUAGUUCAAGUGAAAACUACAAAAUUUUGCUUUACGGCAGACCUACAAUCCAAUCAUAGCCAGCUUUGCUGCAGUAGGCUAAAUUAUUUUACGACUUAAUUACCGCUUCCAACCUGUAGGGGGAGCAAAGAGCAAAAACUCUUUAGUGUUGCUUUAAUUGACGAGAUAACUCGUCAAUGCCAAGGGAAGAGUUAAGGUCCAAAUAUAGGGUAUAAUACUGUACCUCAAAAGGUACAACAUUUCUAUGUGUUGUAUACUCACAAAAAUAACCCUUGAAGGGUUCCGCCCCAGCGACAGAAAAGGAACAGUUUUGUAAAACAAAAAAAAGCCAUUUUAAAUGCAAUACGUUUGGGUCAAAGAUAAUAUCUCACUCUUGGUUAGGUGGGAUAAAAUGACACGAGAAGUUAUGUAGCUGUAUUUCAGAUCACUUCCCCAAUGGAUCUUGUAGGUUUAAAUGUCUUUCUGUGAAAAUGUGAAUGAAGAAUAUCAUUCGUCACCCGUUACAUCAGCUUUAAGUCCGACUGAGCUCGACCCGUUUCACGUGAGCCGAGAGAAAGCCUGAGCUGAGAAAUGUCAGAGGAUUACAGGGUCAGAUUCAGAAUAGAAAUUAAAAAGGGAGAGAUGGAUGCGGUCUCAUGAGCGAUAACAAAGCAACAUCAGGGCUUGGUCUAGCAUAAGACUUCUUUACGUCAUGAUCAUGCAAUCUGUGAAAGUCCCGGCUGAUUUCGGUUUAAUUCAGAAAGUGAAGGGAGUAAAGGGGCAGUUUAGCGCAGCGCGGCUCAGCGGAGCUCCAUCGCUACGUUUCUUUGUGGGUUUGUGAUCGAUAGACCGUCCGCCAAACUGGCUGACCAGGAUAACUGGGAAUGCUGGGAUCAGUUGAUCCAACUUCAGCUGAGCAGCUCAGGAGACUUCCUGCCCUGUGAUUCCCAUCGGGUGGAGAUGCCAAUGAAAGACAUCGAGGUAAUUAUGGGACAAAUGGUCGUACUGGAGGCCUGGUACACCCCUACCACUGCCAUCGAGAAGAACACAGUCAUCUGGAGCUUUAACACAAAACAAAUCAUUUCAUACUCCUCAGGACAGAUCGGCAUCGGCAGCACUGAAUUUCAGAGACGGGUGGGCUUUGCCACGUCCAUGCCCUCUGCCAACCUGUCUAUCUACAUCAACAACACACAGGAGUCCGAUUCAGGAAGCUACCUUUGCAACGUCAUCAUUCCUGGAGCUCCAGGACUUUGGGGAGACCUCCGCCUCAAUGUUAAAGUACCUCCAUCCACACCUGUGUGCUCCAUGUCUGGGAAUCCUGUAGUGAGUGGCAAUGUGACACUGAGCUGUAAAUCCAGCUAUGGCAAGCCGGUUCCUCAGUACAAGUGGACCAAAGCAGCUCCUGUCUCUGAGGUCUUCUUCUCUCCCAUGCAAAAUGAGAGGCAAGGCACCCUUCGACUUAGCAACCUCACCAAGAACAUGUCCGGCAAGUAUGUCUGCCGUGCAAGCAACACAGCCGGGACAGACAGCUGUCAUAUUAAUUUAGAGGUCUCUGCGCCUAACAAUGCAUGGGUCAUCACUGGUGCCACGGUGGGAUCUGUGGUGGGCCUGAUGGCUCUUGUCUUAUUCCUAAUUUUUAUCCUAAGGAGAAACAGUGACACAGAGGAAGAGAUGUCCAAUGAUAUCAAGGAAGACGCACAGGCCCCUAAACGUGUUUCCUGGGCAAAAAGCGGCACAGGAUCAGACAUCAUAUCAAAGAACGGCACGUUAUCUUCCAUAGCAAUGAGUCCUCCACCACAGGACCCUCGCUAUCAACCCAACAACCAUUACUCGUACCCUCCAGGUGCCUCCGAAACUGCCUCCAUCCUCACAGCUUCCGGCAGCACCACCACCUACCAUCUCCUCCCGGGAGAGCCCAACCCACUUCACGGUCUGCCUGGAUACAACGUGAGCAACACGCCCAAUCACACACAGAACAACCCUCAUCACAGCUCCACGGUCCUCAGUCCCAACAGCUUAUCCACAAACAGGACUCAGGGGCCGCAGCCACAGGCCCCACGCCCACCACACAUGCCCAUAAACUCUGCCACUCUGUCCCGCAUGGGCGCUGUGCCAGUCAUGGUACCCACCCAGAAUCAUGUGGGUUCACUGGUGUAGCAUAUACAGUGCCGCAAAGGUCAACUUGUGUGCUAAGAAAAAAUCUGAAAGGAUGGUUUUCAUCAAUUGAUGUGACAGACAUUGGCUUUUUUAUAUUACAGUACAGUGAGUACUGUAUGAUGCAUUUAGCGAUCAAGCUUUGUUUUGGUAUUGUAUGUAUUUUUUUUACUUACUGAGAAUAUUUGUGUUUGAUGCCUAACAACUCUGAUGUUUUUACCAUCUUCAUUUCAAUUCCUUACACUUAAUGAGAACCUAAUUUGACACAUAUAACAAAUUUGUCUCACAUGGUGUUGAAUACUGUCUGAUGCAAUGAUGGUAUACAGACAAAACUAAUAAUGUUCCACUGUUUGAAUUGUUACAUUUAUUUUUAGAUAUAUUGAGAUAUUUAGUUGUUGGGUUAUCAGUUGGCUAGUACAUGGAUUCUGUGCCUAUUGUGCCUACUGUAUGUUUCUCUCGGGAGUUUUCUUUCAAGACAAGGAGAGAAUAUUAUGCUUUAAAAAAUAUAACAACCCAUGAAUAUGUUAUAGAUUAUGAAACAAAUUCCAGAUAGUUUACUGUAAAUGAAAAGUAAUUUGUAAAAGAAUUGAUGAUGUUCGUUACAUGAAAGUGUACAUUUAUUCAUGUUCAUGAUAAUUUUAAUGACUUGAAUAUUGCAGAUAGUGUUUUAUUUUUUUGGUUUAUUAUUUGUGUUAAAUUGUAAUGUUGUAUUCGGUGCGGUGAAAAACCAGUUAAUGAUAUCAUCUGCUCUGUUACUACUAGACUGUGUCCUCUUACUUUCUUUUGUUAGAAUUUGGCAUCAUAUAGCAUGUAAAGUGUUGCUUUACUGUCCACUUGUUGGAAGUGCAGGAGUAGAAAAAAGGCACAAAGAGGGAAUUGCCUCUGGGUUUUAGAAGUGUUACAAUGGUUUGUUAAAGAUGUGAAGUUGCUUAUGUGGCAUUUGAUUCCAUUUAUAUUUUAUUAACACAAACCAUAUUAACAUUUAAUUUCCAAAACUAUUUGACUAAUUUCUAAAACUAUUGAAGCCAAUAAUUUUCUUGGCAUCUACAUCUAUUUAUUCUGUCUUUGGGAACAAAAGGUCAGAGGUUCAGAUCCUAA